AUGGUUGAUAGCGAGACGAAUUCGCCCACGUGGAAGUUCACGCAGUGUUUUGGUGACAAGGGCGAUGUUGAGGACAUCACCGAAGCUGAUAUCAUCUCGACGGUUGAGUUCGACCAUACCGGAAACUAUCUCGCUACUGGCGACAAGGGAGGUAGAGUAGUGCUCUUCGAACGCAACGAGACGAAAAAAACCUGCGAGUACAAAUUUCACACCGAGUUUCAGUCGCAUGAGCCCGAAUUCGACUAUUUGAAGUCCCUUGAGAUCGAGGAAAAGAUCAACAAGAUAAAGUGGUGCAGGCGACAAAACGCUUCACACUAUCUGUUGUCUACCAACGACAAGACAAUCAAGCUAUGGAAGGUGUUCGAGAAGUCGCUCAAGGUUGUGGCGGAGAACAAUCUCUCUCACGAUGUAACUCCUGGGAGCAUUGCAGGUGGUGGCGGCGCUCCCAAGCCUUUACCGUCUCAUCAGUUUAAGAACGCCGCCGACCUAAAGCUGCCUCGGCUCACACAUCAUGACACAGUGGUUGCCGCCGUGCCACGCCGGACAUACGCCAACGCACAUGCCUAUCAUAUCAACAGCAUCUCGGUGAACAGCGACGGAGAGACCUUCAUUAGCAGCGAUGACUUGCGGAUUAACCUCUGGAACCUCAAUAUUCAGGACCAGAGCUUCAACAUCGUUGACAUCAAGCCUGCCAAUAUGGAGGAACUUACUGAAGUGAUCACAGCAGCCGAAUUCCACCCCAUGAGCUGCAACUGGUUCAUGUAUGCCAGCUCCAAGGGCACCAUCAAGCUUGCUGACAUGCGAGAGAGUGCUCUAUGCGACCAGCACGCGAAACGUUUGUGCACCCGAAUUGAAGAAGACCCCUCGUCGCGAUCCUUCUUUUCCGAAAUCAUCUCCUCUAUCUCCGAUGUCCGGUUCUCACAUGACGGUCGAUACAUCUUAUCUCGCGAUUACCUCACCGUAAAGAUUUGGGAUAUCAAUAUGGAGCGACAGCCUGUAAAGACGAUACCGAUCCACGAGCAUCUCCGGCCACGAUUGUGUGACACAUACGAGAACGAUAGUAUAUUCGACAAGUUUGAAGUUGUUUUCUCUGGUGAUGCGAAGAAUGUUAUGACGGGCAGUUAUAACAACAAUUUCAUGAUCUAUCCUUCAGACCCUGACAAGGAGGUCGAGGUGGUCCUUCAGGCGGACAAGUCGGCUUUCAAGGCGAAGAAGGUUGGUGUGCCCACGCCAAUCAACGCCUCGACAAGCCCAACAGCCACCAAUGGCAAGAAGGGUGGAUCUAGGGCUGGUAGUCCAGGCGGUCAGGGCCAGCGAAUGCGUAAGGAGACAGACGCGGACCAGAUCGAUUUCAACAAGAAGAUCCUGCACAUGAGUUGGCAUCCCUUCGAGGACAGUAUUGCGAUUGCAGCUACGAACAAUCCAAUCUCUGAGGCUCUCGAGCUGCCACGACCUCUGAUGCAGCAAUGUUCCAUCAUGCAGUACCUCCCUGCGAUGGAGGGUCUCUGGUUGAAUUUAAGUACGGUUUGGUCCAAUGAAAUCUUGGUGGAGAUGGCGACCGAAAUACCUUCCCACAUCCUCCGCAAGAGGACAGCAGCCUCAGACAUGACGGUCCUCGAGAACUCGAUCCGUCGUGACAGCGCCUCUCACGAGGCUCCUGUUAAUGACCUGGAGCAAGGAUCGAGGUCAUCUGUAGCGCAGAACAUUGCCAAUCUGGUGGCUCACGAGGUCGGACCUUCAUUGUUGACGGUUGGUGUCAUGUUAAGCUUGAUCUUUGGAGGAUGCUGUUCAAAUGUUUAUGCUCUUGAAGCUAUCGUCAACUUUGAACCAUCAAGUGGAACUCUGUUGACGUUUGUUCAAUUUCUCUUCGUCGCUGUAACGGGAUUCAUCGCUCAAUUUGAUAAGAACAGUCGUUUCUUCCUUACACCUAACAAGGUUCCCAUCAGCCGUUGGAUAUUCAACAUUGUUCUCUUCUUCACCAUCAAUGUCCUCAAUAACCACGCCUUCAGUUAUGAUAUUUCCGUUCCAGUUCAUAUCAUCCUUCGAUCUGGCGGAAGUAUCACAACUAUGGCGGCAGGCUAUCUAUAUGGCAAGAGGUAUUCUCAAAUGCAAGUUGUUGCCGUCGUCCUCUUGACACUCGGCGUCAUCUUGGCUGCGUGGUCGGAUGCUCAAGCCAAGGGUACAAGUGAAAGCAGUGGUCGUCCGGCCUUCAGCACUGGACUGGUGAUCCUCUUCGUGGCUCAGCUUCUUUCGGCCAUCAUGGGGCUUUACACGGAGGCAACAUACGCCAAAUACGGCCCUCAGUGGAAGGAGAACCUUUUCUACUCGCACGCCCUCUCUCUGCCGCUGUUCCUGCCUUUUGCUCCGUCAAUGGCACGUACUUUUGCUUAUCUUAUGACGAGCACCCCGUUACAACUACCAGGCGUUUUCGGCUUCGCGACCACUAAGUUCCAGAUUCCCAGUCAGAUCCUAUUCCUUAUUACCAAUGUUCUUACUCAAUAUGCUUGCAUCCGGGGAGUCAACCUUCUGGCCGCUGCAUCAACGGCUCUCACCGUCACCAUCAUCCUCAACAUCCGAAAGCUCGUCAGCCUACUUCUAAGCAUUUGGCUAUUUGGUAACAAGCUAGCUCCUGGUACACUCCUAGGUGCUAUUAUUGUUUUCAGUGCCGGCGGGCUAUACUCAGUGGGUUCGAGAAAGAAGACACCUGCGGAGAAGGGAGUUUCUGCCAGGGCCAACAAAGCAAGCUGA
Messenger RNA from Fusarium oxysporum Fo47, 2748 nucleotides. Its product is annotated as UAA transporter family-domain-containing protein. Gene Ontology annotation, biological process: transmembrane transport; peptidyl-serine dephosphorylation. Gene Ontology annotation, cellular component: cytosol; protein phosphatase type 2A complex. The record is from RefSeq and is a predicted model, not a curated record. The coding region runs from base 1 to 2748 and encodes 915 amino acids. The transcript is spliced from 12 exons. NCBI's taxonomy places the organism in Eukaryota, Fungi, Ascomycota, Sordariomycetes, Hypocreales, Nectriaceae. Gene Ontology annotation, molecular function: protein binding; protein phosphatase regulator activity.